Molecule: messenger RNA, 4504 nt
Organism: Anoplopoma fimbria (sablefish)
Lineage: Eukaryota; Metazoa; Chordata; Actinopteri; Perciformes; Anoplopomatidae
Product: zinc finger protein 345
Exons: 2
Coding region: 374-1984 (536 amino acids)
Biological process (GO): regulation of transcription by RNA polymerase II
Molecular function (GO): DNA-binding transcription factor activity; RNA polymerase II cis-regulatory region sequence-specific DNA binding
Source: RefSeq, a predicted model, not a curated record
UUUGGCCCGAGUUCUGGACGGAAGCUGAGGGAAAUGGGUGAGUCGCAGCUGAGAGGCCCACGGUAUGAAAGUCUCGGGACAACAAUAACAUAACGGACUUGUUCGUGACCACCCCGCACGUGUCGUGUCACCCGCAGGAGUCGCGGGAUUUUGCACGCACACGUCUCUUGACUCCUCGACUGUCUUGUGUUUAAAGAGUCUGAAAGCUCGCCUGCUAGCGUGUAGCUCCGCGGGAGGCCGGGCCCUGCAGGGAGGCGCGCUUGUUUUCAUUUUCUUGUCAGCUCCGCCAGCAUUAAAACCCACCCAGUGUGUUCACAUUUCUUUUGGACUUUGUUGAGUUUGCAGGUAAACGCAGGUAAACUCCAUCACGACCAUGACUUCCAGGAGGACGGGCUAUGCAGGCAGCAUGGACGCGUCUCCUGCAAACAGCUCUAUCCACAGUGGGAACCGCAAACAGAGCAUCAUCAACAUCCCCGACCGGACCUCCGGAGCUCCGCAGGGCGGCGUGACCGUGACGUCCCUGAAGUCCCGGCUCGCUCCGACCAUCCAGACUGCCAUGUCCGCCGCUGUGGACACUCUGCUCGGCGAGGUGGUGCUGGUGCUCAACGAGACCCAGCAGGAGCUGCUGCACAAGGAGCAGGAGAACGAGAGGCUGAAGGUGAGGCUGGAGGUGUCGGAGAGGGAGCUGAAGACGCUGCAGGAGUGUCUGUGUAGUGCUCAGAAGCUCAUAGACCAGCUCCAGAUCUCCUACACCGGACCCCAGUCCAUCGGGCAGUCCGUCUUCGCCCCCUCGCUGUCCUCCAUGGCUUCGAUGACCUCUGACCUCGACCGGGACCACCAGAACGGCCGGAAUGUGAACGGAGCCGGCGUGGACUUGGGUCUGGGUGGUUCCGUGGAUGACUCUCUUCAUGGGUUCGAGCCAAGAGAUGACUACAAAAUGUGCCAGCUUUCGAUCCAGCCGGAUGGCUCUGUGACUAACCACGCUCUGGACUCCUUCACUUCCAACACAUCUCACAUGUGCUCCGAUUCCAGCAGAGAUGAGAGGCAGUCUCAGGGACCAGGUGGAGCAUCUGGGUUUGAGAUUAAAGAGGAGCAGGGACCCCCCUCAGGCUCUUGUCAGCCCAGCAGCAAGGAGCCUGGGUUGCGUAAUGACAACAGAGCCGGGGACGGCGACCUCGGCUACGUUCAAGUCGGAGGGGAGGGAGCUUCCCAGCGCUCCUUUACUCAACCUCUACGUCACCAAAGACCUGUGCGAGAAUGCAGCAGUGCCUUGCAGCAGGGCGGACUUGAUGGACAGAAGCAAUUGGCCAGGACUGCUGGAGCCGGGAGAGUAGACAGUGUGUCACCAGGCAGAGCGGAGGACUCUGCGGGACCUUCGGCCUCUGACACAGCAGCAGAGCCCGCCUUAGAUCGGCCUCACCACUGCUUGGAGUGUGGAAAGACCUUCCGUCUGAUCUCCAGCUUGAAGAAGCACAUCCGCAUCCACACCGGAGAGAAGCCCUACCCGUGCGCGGUCUGUGGCCGUCGCUUCCGCGAGUCAGGGGCGCUCAAAACCCAUCUGCGCAUACACACGGGGGAGAAGCCGUACUCCUGCUCCGAGUGUGGAAACUGCUUCCGCCACUUGGACGGUUUGCGCAAACACCGGCGCACGCACACCGGAGAGAAACCGUAUGUGUGCGCCAUCUGUGGGAAGCGCCUUAGCCGCCUGCAGCAUCUCAAACACCACCAGCUCAUCCACACCGGAGAGAGGCCGUGCUGCUGCCCCUUCUGCAACCGCACCUUCAAGGAGCCCGCAGCGCUGCGGAAGCACAUCCGCACGCACCGGGAGGAAGGCGGUCACAUGGGGAUCGGUGCCAGCGAUGACACGGACCCGGACGCCAUGGACGACAUUAACAACCUCCACCCGGCAGCUCCGUCCCCUCAGAUGAGGUUUGGGGAGUGGGGAGCUGAGGAGGAUGACAGCUCAGUUGUGGACUGUGUGUAGGGCAUGAUUGAGGAGGAACUGAUUGUCGGUAUUCAAAACCACGAGACCGUCUCCGGAUGAAAAACAUGGAAUACGGCGUUUGUCGUUUCUGAACGUGGCGGAUGAGGUCAUCUCUGUUCCAUGCUGUUGAAGUGAACACUCAGGCUACAUAUAGUGCUAGCCUUGGAGAUUUGUUUAUAUCUGGCAUUUGUUAAUGCUUUACACUGUUGUGAUGGAAAAAAAAGAAUAAUAAUGAUGAUUGAAGUAUCCACUGUACAUUCAUCAACAGUGAUCGUUUUCUUCAGUCAUCCAAAAAGCAGCAGCAGUAGCUUACAGGUUGUUCUUGGCACAGGGAGAUGCUGGGUUGUUAACUUCCCGUAUUCAUUUGGGAAAUUGAUGGCAGAAGUGGACAAGAGCUGUUUCCUCACUUUUCAAAAUAUAAGUGCCUUGAACACACACUCAACCAUCAACUGAGUCGCUGCUGCUGCUGCUGUUCAAGAUAGUUCAUACCUGGAUUUUAGUCCAGACUUACUGUUACAUUACGACUCUGAUCGUGAGUUUUUUUUUGUUUUUUUUUUAUAGUUUCACACAUAAGAGAUUGGAUUUGCUGUUGAAUUAUCUUCAGUUUCUAAUUAAGCAUGCUUUUGCCAACUCACUGAGCUGCUCAAAUAGAUGGAAAUGGAUCUAAGGCUGCAGGGUGUAUUUGUUAAAAGCAAAAUACCAUUUUAAAUGAAGUAUUGUCAUUCUGCAGAGAUGUCCUGGUCUUCACAUCUAUUUUGUUUUAACUUGAUAAAUUGAUACUAUUUGAGAUGGGGUAUUUUACCCAAUAAUAAUUAAGUCAACUAAAUGGUCAGUCAGGUUCAUGGAUCAUAGUAUCGAUAUUGCAACAAUAUUGUGGAAUGGACCAUUUGGGGCUUUUACAAAAAAAAUGUACACAAUGAGAUAUUUGAUAAAUAAUCAUCAGUAAUGUAGAUGUCAUUUUUAAGUGGGUUUAAGCAAAUAAUAGAACAGCUGGAACAGUCCCACUGUUUUUCUCAGUUAUAAUUAAAGAUUAAAAAUCCCCGUUCCUAGUGGAGGCAUCAAAUAUAAGAGGGUAUCAUGGCCUGGCAGUCUACCCCAGUGAAGCCAUCUGUAAACCUAAAAGCUAAAAUAUCGUUUCGACCACAUAUUCAUUAUUGUGUCACUCUUCAGUCGACGGUGUCGCAUUCUGAAGCCCUGCUCUACUCUGUCUUAUCUCUUCCUGUCUCUUUGCAAAAACACCCUUAUCAGUCACACAAUCGUAAUGUUCUCAGAAGACUGUGGCGACAACAUUUCAGUUUGAAGUUAUCCGAGCAUGUGUUUAUCUGUUAAGUCAGUGGUCCUCAACUUUCAGCGCAAAGCAUUUUUGGUUGAGGAAAAAAAAUAUGUAAUACACAGCGCUGUGCCAUCAGUGUCUGAUUUAUUAAACUGUCAACACUGAAGGUUGCAUUGUUGCAUUGAAUUCAGUUUAUGAACUUAUAUUUUUAGUGAAUAUUUAUUAAAUAACUAUUUUUAAAGGAUUUUUGAAUGGAUGCUAAUUUUAAAUAUAUUUUAAAAAAAUUCUCACGUACCCCCUGGAGUGCCUUCACGUACCCCCAGGGGUACACGUACCCCCAUUUGAGAACCACUCGAUGAGGGCACAGUCGGUUGGCAUCAGCAUGCACCCCUAUCAACAGCUUAAACACGUUACUGUUUCACCAGUCUUAGAUUUUCAUCUCUCUUUUAUGGGCCAUAUCUUAGCAUUCCAUUUCUGUUUAAGCUGCUACUGUUUGUCUGGAAAGCCUUCCAAUUUUCUGGACUUGUAUUAUUGUAACCAGCCAGUCACUAGCAAUUAAUAGUGGUUGGGAUUUUGGUGCUUGCAUGUGCAUUUCUGUUCCUCCGCUGGCAUCCAUUGCCUUUUUCCCGGCUGUUUAUGUACAUAAGAAUGUAGUUUUUAGCCAUUUUAUAUGGAUUUAUGAGGGUUUAACAUUUGUGGAAAAGUUAAAAGUGCAACAGCGACUUAAAAAAAACAAAAAAACGUAACGUGCUAUGAAAACAUCAGUAUGCUAACAUGCAAUGUAAUAAUAUAUACUCUUAUUAAAAUGAUCCCUGAUGUGAGUCCACUGAUGCGUCAGGGUUAACAGCAGAGCAUUAAUCUUCUCAGCCUUUUGAGCUAUACUGUAGGUCUCUGGAGUCAUUUACCAUGUAUACUACUAUAACGAUCCCCAUGUAACUACUCUAUGUACAUUUACAAGUGUGAGUCAUUUGAAACGGCACUGAAAAUGUUAAAUAUCUGUUAAUGUAUACCCAGAAUACGAUUUGCCAUGGCAGUCUUAAUCCCGUAUAAUCAUAUUUAUUGUUUUUUGUAUUUCAUACAGAGGGGGCCUUUGCAUGUAGGUUUGAACCGAAAUGGCAUUCUUCCAAAAAAAGUCAGUGUUAAAAUGUGAAAAGGAAAACUUUUUUUUCCCCAAUGCAUCUGUGUAUAACAUAUAUUCCCCCACAUCAUGUUCAUUCUGUUAUCUGCUGUAAAUGUUACUAUAUUAA